Molecule: messenger RNA, 1232 nt
Organism: Aspergillus novofumigatus IBT 16806
Lineage: Eukaryota; Fungi; Ascomycota; Eurotiomycetes; Eurotiales; Aspergillaceae
Product: COG2 family protein
Exons: 2
Coding region: 1-1074 (357 amino acids)
Biological process (GO): intra-Golgi vesicle-mediated transport; protein transport; Golgi organization
Cellular component (GO): COG complex; membrane
Source: RefSeq, a predicted model, not a curated record
AUGUACAAGGCAGGACACGUAUCUACGCUCGAGGUUCUUGCCCAGACGAUCAAACCUGAACUGGCACAUGAGAAAGAGUGCCAUGUUGGCAUGCAUCCGAGAGACUCGGUAGACUCUAGUGUGAGAAAAUUCCCAGGUAAUGGUAGCUCCUUCGGAUGCUACUUUGCUCCAAUUAGUGGGAUUCGAAAUAUCAAUGUAUUUGGCGACUCCGAGGAGUCGGCCUCAGAUCUUGAUGAUGAUACCUCCGACCUGCCGUUCCCUGAGCCUCUCACUCGAUCAUCUUUCCUUGCCCCCGACUUUAACCCCGCAGACUACCUCUCGUCCUUGACCAAUCGGCACCAAAGCCUCGAAGACCUCCGACAAGAACUGCGGAAUCUAGACCAAGCGCUCAGUCGGGAGUUGCUAGAUCUAGUCAAUGAGAACUAUGGCGAUUUUUUAUCUCUUGGCAGUGCAUUGCAGGGGGGCGAAGAGAAGGUCGAGCAGGUUCGGGUUGGGCUGUUGUCAUUUCAGCGGGAGGUUCAAGCUAUACGGGACAAGGUGGAAGCGAGGCAAAGCGACAUGGAAAGGCUCUUGAACGAAAAGAGGAGGCUGACCGGGCAUGCAAACAUCGCUCGGGCUCUGUUAGACUUCGCAGAGCGCGUUGAGGAUCUGGAGAAACGAUUGAUGAUUGGCGAUGCACCGACUCAGCACCUACGCGAAUCGGCCGAGGGAUUCGACACGGACUCGGACCUGCUGGACAGCGAGAGUGAGGAAAGUGACGAAGUAGACCUGCCCACCGGCUCAUCUGGAGCGCCGCUGGUAUCUCUACGAAGACUGGAAAAUCACAUACAGAAAUACGUCUACCUCACCCGACUAGCUUCGCGGAUUGGCAAUGAUCAUCCAUUCAUACUUAACCAACGACCGCGAUUAGCGAAGAUCAGGGCCACGGUGCUCGUGGACCUGAAGACAGCACUUGAGCAAGGCAGUCAUGCUGGGGCGAAGCGGGAUACGAAAACGAUGGCCGUAUUGCGACUCUACAAACUAAUGGGCGAGGAUACCAGUGCAGUAACCGCAUUGAAGAACCUGAAGAUGUAAGCUUCACCCUUGUGCAUUGCGCGAGCUUCAUUUUGCAUAGCAGAGGCGUUCAGGAUCAGGCUUGAGCUUCUAGAAAUAUAUGUUCUCAGAAAACACCAUUAUGCACCGUGCUGUUCCCAAAGAAUAACAUGAUCUGUACAAUAUACACCCAAGAAAAU